AAUGGGAGCGAUUAUUUUAAGUUCAGAUUAAAUUGUAUAUACUUUUGAUUCGAUGUACGGGCGCAAUCAUCACACUCGGAGAUUGCAGAGAGCUUCAACUGCUGCACUUCUCGAAAACACCAACGAAAGGUUGCCGGUGGCGAGCGACUGCAGCACAGGCCCUAGCGUGCGUUCGUCCAGCUCGAACCCGUUGCAAGCCAGCGCGAGCACUAGUGCUACUAUGAUGGCUUCCAGCCGAGUGCCCAGUCCGCCUCUGCAGGAGGUCAACACACCCGUAGCUGAGAACUGGUGUUACACACAGGUUAAGGUAGUUAAAUUCAGUUAUAUGUGGACCAUUAAUAACUUUAGUUUUUGCCGGGAAGAAAUGGGCGAAGUGUUAAAGUCUUCAACAUUCUCAGCGGGCGCGAACGACAAAUUAAAGUGGUGUCUACGUGUAAAUCCAAAAGGGCUAGAUGAAGAAAGUAAAGACUACCUCUCACUGUAUUUACUACUUGUAUCCUGUAACAAAUCUGAAGUUCGGGCCAAAUUUAAAUUCUCGAUUUUAAAUGCAAAACGCGAAGAGACCAAAGCAAUGGAAUCACAGCGGGCUUACAGAUUUGUCCAGGGUAAAGAUUGGGGAUUUAAGAAAUUCAUCAGGCGAGAUUUUUUACUCGAUGAAGCAAAUGGUCUGCUGCCCGAGGACAAAUUGACCAUAUUUUGUGAAGUAUCCGUUGUCGCAGAUAGUGUUAAUAUAUCAGGGCAAAGUAAUAUAAUACAGUUCAAAGUACCAGAAUGCAGAUUAUCUGAAGACCUGGGCCAACUAUUUGAUAAUGAGAAGUUUAGUGAUGUUACGCUUUCUGUUUCUGGCCGGGAAUUCCAAGCACAUAAAGCGAUACUUGCAGCACGGAGUCCUGUUUUUGCUGCAAUGUUUGAACAUGAAAUGGAAGAACGUAAACAUAAUCGUGUGGACAUAACUGAUGUUGAUCAUGAAGUUCUGAAGGAAAUGCUUAGGUUUAUAUAUACAGGGAAAGCUCCAAAUUUAGAUAAAAUGGCAGACGAUUUACUUGCCGCUGCUGAUAAGUAUGCAUUGGAAAAGCUGAAAGUCAUGUGCGAGGAAGCAUUAUGCAUGAACUUGUCUGUGGAUACUGCAGCAGAAACCUUAAUUUUAGCUGAUCUUCACAGUGCAGACCAACUUAAAGCACAAACAAUUGAUUUUAUCAACACCAGUCAUGCCACGGAUGUCAUGGACACUCCUGGAUGGAAAAGUAUGAUCGGGACUCAUCCUCAUUUAAUUGCUGAGGCUUUUAGAGCCCUUGCUACGCAACAGAUUCCUCCUAUAGGUCCUCCAAGGAAACGUGUGAAACAAAGUAUAAGCUGAAACAACAGAUUGGUUUCGUCCCAGCAUAUGCCAUCUUCUGCUCCAUGCUCUCCGAGUCGACCAAAUAUAUCAGGGCUAUGAUAAGUAUCUUGUAGCAGACGAUGGCUAAGGCAUAGUCCCUUGUGGACGAACAGACUGUUGUGUAACAAAUCGUGAUUUCCCAUGUUGUAACUUAUAAUUUUGAACUCAUUUUUGCUGAAUAGCAGUGUUAAGUGUUUAAUCUCAAAAUGUUGAAGUGCACAUUUCUAUUGUUGAUAAAUAUAUAAAAAUAUUUCAUAAAUUUAUGAUUAAAAAAUGUGAUGUUUAAAUAAUGUGUGAAUUUAUAUCAUAACUCAUUAUGGUUAGUCACAUGAUAAGUGAGUCACACCUCAUUGAAUUGAAAAAGAUAGGACUAUUUAAAAAACAGCUUGGCAAAGCCGAAGCAUCUAAUGUUUUAAGAUUUAUCAUAAUGUCUAUGUUGUAGAAUAAUUAUUCUAGAUUUAAAAAUUUGGAAUAUUAUAUACUCUUAAUAAACUGUGCUUAGUUGAAAUAAAUCCAAUUUUAGCACAGGUGUGUCCUAAAAAGCAUUGAGUGAUCCUGUCUGUGUUAGUCGCAGAAAUCAUGCCCACCACAAUCAUCUUAGUUUUUACUAUUAUUUUCGUUUCAUGUUUAAAAAAGUAUUAUCAAUAAUUUAACAAGGAAUCAUACUAUAUAUCAAAGAAAAUUUAUUGUAUUGAUCUCUGUUAUUCUCAGCACACGGUGGAAUAGAUUCAUCAAAUUUGUCAUGUCUAACAAAAUUGUUUUUACUGUUAAGUAUAUUAUUUGGAAAAUAACUGGAAUAAAAUAUCAUUCAGAUAAUUGUUUCUCGCAAAUAA
This is a messenger RNA of Ctenocephalides felis (cat flea), 2211 nucleotides long. RefSeq names its product speckle-type POZ protein (gene rdx). Gene Ontology annotation, molecular function: ubiquitin protein ligase binding. Gene Ontology annotation, biological process: proteasome-mediated ubiquitin-dependent protein catabolic process; regulation of proteolysis. The transcript has 9 exons. The coding region runs from base 53 to 1357 and encodes 434 amino acids. Lineage: Eukaryota; Metazoa; Arthropoda; Insecta; Siphonaptera; Pulicidae. The record is from RefSeq and is a predicted model, not a curated record. Gene Ontology annotation, cellular component: cytoplasm; nucleus.